UUAGCUGGCUUAAAAUUAAGAAACCAGGUAAGCCGAAGACGGAAGCACCCGAGGUCCCGAACCCCGUUCACUUUCCUCGUCGUCAUUGCCGAUACUGUGAUCGUCACUCGAUUAAGCCAUUAAGGUUUUGGAGAAGACCGAAGCGGAGAAUGAAAUUCACGUGCUGCAGUCGUUGAGGUUUAGGGUACCUGUGUUUCUGGAACAUAUCCAUUUCUUCAGAUUAGUCAUGGCAUCCUCGAGCGAGAUGGACUGCCCUGGUGAAGAUGAAGGUCAAGAAGAAGAAGAGCUGGAACGGUUUGAUGAUUUUACUCUUGCCUCUUCAUGGGAAAGGUUCAUAUCUGAAAUAGAGGCAGUUGUCCGGCAAUGGAUGGCUGAUGGUCCAAAAAAUUUAUUGGAAAAGGGUGCAGUUCACCUGGGCUUUUCAGGGAGCUUCUACAAGGUAAAAUUUGGGUUGAAGUAUGCUAUGAAAAGCUAUUGCCUGGAGUACUACUUUGAAACCAGUCACAAUGGCAAAGUUGCAGACUGGACUUGCAGUUUGCAUGAUUUGCAGUUGUCUUUUGGAGUAAAAGAAUUUCUGGUGAUUGCACCUCAAAGUGCUAGUGGCGUUGUUCUUGAUGCACCGGAGGCUAGCAAGCUUUUAAGUGCAGUAGCAAUUGCUCUGUCAAAUUGUUCCAGUUUGUGGCCAGCAUUUGUUCCAGUGCAUGAUCCUUCUCGUAAAGCGUACAUUGGUAUUCAAAGCAUGGGGACAAUUUUUACCAGAAGAUUUGAGGCAGAUCGUAUUGGUAGCCAAGUUCCUGUAAAACUCAUGCAUUUGGAAGGACUAUAUGAAUUGUUUGUUUCUAAGUUUGCUUUCUCCCCAACGGACUUUUCAAUGCAUCUUUAUAAAGUCUACUUUACGAUGAAGCUAACAUACAGAACCCUUCCCCAUGAUGAUGAUGAUGAUGGUGAUGAUCUUCAAGGGGCUCAUGCUGAAAUUACUGGAUCUAGUGGAAAUGAUGGAGGUGACUCCCACAAAAAAGCACAAUGGGAUGAUGAUUGCCCUUGGAGUGAGUGGUAUUCUGCGGAGGACCCAGUGAAAGGAUUUAAAUUGAUCACCAUAUGGUUGGAGAAGAUGGUUGAAAGCUCUCUGGAAAUGGCUGAAUUGGAAAAUGCUUCACCCCAUGAAGCUGAGAACUGGAUCUUAGUGCCGGAUUUAUCUACAAAUAUAAAUGAUGAUUCCAAAGGAAACUCGGUGGGAUUUGCUUCGCAGUUGCGCCUUUUGGUUGAUGCUUUGAAUAUGUCCUUUGAGGCUCAAUUUAUGGAAGAUUUUGUGUCAGUUGAAAACUCAAGUUCUGAAAAUUUGAGGUCCUCGACGGUCAUUCCUCCACCAUCAGUUCUUGACCGCAUUCUCAAAGAUCUAUUUCUUGAAGGAGAUGUGGUCUCAAAUUCUUCCAAGGGCGAACAUAAGAGUUCUCGGACUAUUAAAGGGGCGCCUCUUGAAUCACUUUUUGCACAGUUUUGUUUGCACUCUAUUUGGUUCGGCAAUUGUAAUAUACGUGGUAUUGCUUUGCUCUGGAUUGAGUUUGUUCGAGAAGUUCGUUGGUGUUGGGAAGAGUCUCAGCCAUUGCCCAGAAUAGCAGCAAAUGGUGUAAUUGACCUGUCAACUUGUUUGAUCAACCAGAAACUGCAAAUGCUUGCAAUAUGCAUUGAGAAGAAGUGUCAACAAAAUCAAGAUUUUCCAGGAGCUUCUGCUCAGACCAAGGAAGAUAAUCUAGUUGAGGAGAGCUCAUCUCGUAUGGAGAUACCUAAUGAAGAAUUUGAUGGGACACAUGACAGGCCCUUGACGCCAGAUGUUGCAUGUGAUUCUAAAACAACUAUAUCAAGGUUUAGUACUAGGCCGGCUGAUGUUGUAGUAUCAGUUGAUCCAAAACCUUCAGAUCGUGUGAGAAGGGGUUCUGCUGGUGUAGUGGGGUCUAUGAUGCUUCUGAAAUCAUACCAGAACAUGCAUACUCCAUUCACCCAGGAUGCACCGCUUAUGACAGAAGACAUGCAUGAAGAGCGACUGCAAGCUGUUGAGGCCUUUGGAAAUUCAUUUAACUUCUCAGCUCAGUUGGAGAGAGAGAUUUUAUCUUCAGACAUGUCAGCAUUCAAAGCAGCAAAUCCAGAUGGUGUUUUUGAAGAUUUUAUCCGUUGGCAUUCGCCUGGAGAUUGGGAGCAUGUUGUUAUUGAAGAUAGUGGGGAAUCCAGUAGUCAUGCGGUGGAGGCAGUGAAAGAUGGUUGGCCUCCUCAAGGAAAACUGUCACAGAGAAUGUCAGAGCAUGGGAAUUUAUGGCGAAAAAUUUGGAAUGAUGCACCAGAUUUACCGGCUUCUGAACAAAAGCCACUUUUGGAUCCAAAUAGAGAGGGAGAAAAGGCCCUUCAUUACCUCGAAACAUUGCCACCACAUCAACUGCUUGGGCAAAUGGUUUGUACUGCCUUCAGAGCAUCAGCCGAUACUCUUAACCAGACUAAUUUUGGCGGCUUAAAGCAAAUGACAACCAAAAUAGGACAACUUUACCUUACAAUAGCUUCUGUGCUGAAGCCCUUGCAAGCAAAUCAUCUCUCUUCCAACAGUGAGAUUAUUGAAGACCUUAGACGGCUUUGUGUCGUCAUGGAACAUGUUGAGAAGUUACUAACUCUCGCAGCUUCUCUUCAUCGCAAGUUCUUGCAAGCACCACGCCUCUCGGAGGCAAUUUUUGAUGACUACUACAAGUUUUACCUUCCUAAAAUGGGAACAGGUUUAGUGGAAGCCAAUCUUCCUAUGGAGUUUAACACGAAGCAACAAAUAAAGGUUCAUGAGAGACAGCUCGUCACAAAUAUGUUUACGCCACCCAAUGCUAACCAGUCAUGGAGGAAAGUUCUAAGCAUGGGCAAUCUUCUAAAUGGUCAUGAACCAAUCCUUAGGGAGAUUGUAUUUUCCACACGGGAUAGGGUGAGCAGCAGUCAUUAUGCAGCCCCGACUCCAAGUGGUUAUCAAAAGGUAAUAGAAACAUAUCGAAUGUAUAUUAGCGGAACAUCAAAUGAUCUACGAGUGGCCCUUUCCGUCACCUCUUGUGAUUAAUAGCCCAUUGUUUUACCAUAUUAUUGUUAUUCUUGUCAUUAUUUAUUUGAUCCCAACUAUCCUACUUAUUUCCAUAAAUUGCACGGAGUAUCUGCUUCCAAUGGAAAUGAAAUAUAUAGCAUUACAUUUUAAGUUGCA
Malania oleifera is the source of this 3217-nucleotide messenger RNA. RefSeq lists its product as uncharacterized. Gene Ontology annotation, molecular function: GTPase activator activity. The record is from RefSeq and is a predicted model, not a curated record. Gene Ontology annotation, biological process: positive regulation of GTPase activity. Lineage: Eukaryota; Viridiplantae; Streptophyta; Magnoliopsida; Santalales; Ximeniaceae. The transcript has 24 exons. The coding region runs from base 227 to 3079 and encodes 950 amino acids.